Lottia gigantea (owl limpet) is the source of this 1734-nucleotide messenger RNA. RefSeq lists its product as hypothetical. Gene Ontology annotation, molecular function: protein binding. NCBI's taxonomy places the organism in Eukaryota, Metazoa, Mollusca, Gastropoda, Lottiidae. Bases 1 to 1734 code for a protein of 577 amino acids. The record is from RefSeq and is a predicted model, not a curated record. The transcript has 18 exons.
AUGAAAACUUCUACAAAAGAUCACAGAUGUAGUUGGUUGAGCACUGAGCGGAGAUUUGUAACUGAGCCAAAGAAAGCUAGCCAAGGUUCAAUCCAAGUGGAUGCAUCCAAUUCUAAGAAACAAGUGACAGUGACGGUACCAGGUCAUAAUAAAGCAAAACAAACUGUACCAGGAAGACAGUCGGUCAAGGCUGAUCUAGAUGUUACAAAGGAAUUUAAAAAAUGUAAAGAAGAGGGGGCUGAACGGUUGGAUCUCAGCAAAUCACAAAUAUCUACGCUCAAUAGUUCAGUGAAGGAACUAACACAAUUAACAGAGUUUUAUUUAUAUGGAAAUCGUCUUACGUCAUUACCAGUGGAAAUAGGAAACCUCAAAAACUUACUAACACUUGCUUUAAGUGAAAAUUCUAUUACCAGUUUACCUGAAUCCUUAAAAAAUCUUACUGUUUUACGGGUCCUUGAUCUACGUCAUAAUAAACUACAAGAGAUACCACCUGUUGUUUAUCACCUAACCUCUUUAACAACAUUAUUUCUUCGAUUCAACAGAAUUAAACUUGUAGAAGAAGAAAUAUGUAACUUAACUAAAUUAACCAAAUUUAGUUUACGUGAAAAUAAGAUAAAAGAAUUACCAACUGGGAUUGGUAAAUUAAUUAACCUUUUAACUUUUGAUGUAUCCCAUAAUCACCUGGAACAUCUUCCUGAUGAAAUUGGGAACUGUGUGAAUUUAAACUCCUUAGAUCUUCAACAUAAUGAAUUAUUAGAUAUCCCAGAAUCCAUUGGAAAUUUACGUCAAAUAACUAGGCUUGGUUUAAGGUAUAAUCGUUUAAGUAGUAUUCCAAGGUCUCUAGCUAAUUGUGUUAAUAUGGAUGAAUUCAAUGUGGAGGGUAAUAACAUAUCUCAAUUACCGGAAGGUCUAUUAUCAAGUCUAGUUAAUUUAACAAGUAUAACAUUAUCACGUAAUGCUUUCCAAUCUUAUCCAUCUGGUGGUCCUUCACAAUUCUGUUCUGUUUAUGCUAUAAACAUUGAACAUAAUCAAGUGAAUCACAUACCUUUUGGUAUCUUUAUGAGAGCUAACUGUUUAACUAAACUAAAUAUGAAAGAUAACCAAUUAACGUCACUUCCUCUUGAUUUAGGAACUUGGACAAAUAUGGUGGAGUUAAAUCUGGGUACAAAUCAACUGACAGUAAUACCAGAUGAUAUUGAGAAAUUAGAAAAAUUAGAAGUUUUAAUAUUAAGUAAUAAUAAUUUGAGGAGGUUACCAGCUAGUAUUGGUAAUUUAAAGAAUUUAAGAACACUAGAUUUAGAAGAGAACAGACUGGAGACCUUACCACCAGAAAUAGGUCAGUUACAUGAAUUACAGAAACUGGUUGUACAGUCUAAUCAAUUGACAAUGUUACCACGACAAUUAGGGUUCUUAAAAAAUUUACAGUAUUUAGGUGUUGGUGAAAAUAAUUUAACAUCUUUACCAUCUGAUGUCGUUUCUAUUGCUCCCGUAGUUACACCUUUUAAUCACAUUGCAAAACGCCAAAACUGGAGGUGUAAUUUAGAGAGCCUAGAAAAUCUGUAUAUAAAUGAUAAUCCAGAAUUACAUAGUUUACCCUAUGAAUUAGCUUAUUGUAGUAAUUUACAAAUCAUGAGCAUAGAAAAUUGUCCCUUAAGCCAGAUACCUGCUGAAAUAGUUGCUAGAGGUCCUUCAUUAGUCAUACAGUAUCUUAAAUUACAAGGGCCAUAUUGCUGA